AUGGGCCUGACAUACUCUUUAUUUAACCAGGGUUUCCCUCCGAAGACGAAGUUCAACGUGGAUGAUAUUCCGGACUUGUCAGGAAAGGUCGUUAUCGUCACGGGUUCCAAUACAGGCAUUGGAAAGGAGACAGCAAAGGUCGAUCAUCUAUUUUCUCCUCAGGCGCACCGCCAACUUGCUUACCUACAUGUCGCGCUUUUGAUCCAUAACGCGAAAGUCUACCUCGCGGGGCGGAGCAGGGACAAAACUAUAGCCGCCAUCGACGAUCUGAAGGCCCAGACGGGGAAGGAAGGCAUCUACUUGGAGCUCGACCUGGAGGAUGUAACGUCAGUCAAGGCGAGUGCUGAAGACUUUUUGAGCAAAGAGAAGGAGCUCCACAUCCUCUUUAACAAUGCCCUUUCCCUGCCUUCCAAUGGUGUCAUGCGGUGCCCUGUCGACAUGAUUACGACACAAGGCUACGACCUACAGUUUGGGACAAACGUUCUGGGCCACUUCUACUUCACCAAACUUCUACCUGCUCUCCUCGCUGCCGCCAAAUCGAGUCCGGACGGGCAUGUGCAUGUGGUCUCGACGUCCUCUUACGCGGCAUACAUAGCGAAGAAAGUGGACUUCAAUACCCUGAAGGAUUCCGCGGCACGGAGGAAGACAUCUAGUUUGGAUCUGUAUGCCCAGAGCAAGCUUCGUCACCUCGCCGCUUUCGAGAAAAGGCUCAUGAAUUUGGUGUUGUAUCUCGUCCACCUCGGUGCUUUAACACAAUUGUACGCUGGAACAUCGCCGGAGGCAUCGCAACUGAAUGGAAAGUUCCUGAUCCCUUGGGCACGCGUCGGAAAUUUGCCUGCUUUAGCAGCAGAUACUAAGUUGGCUGAAGAACUCUGGAAGUGGCUGGAGGAACAGGUAGCAGACGUCUGA
Messenger RNA from Cyclocybe aegerita, 909 nucleotides. NCBI's taxonomy places the organism in Eukaryota, Fungi, Basidiomycota, Agaricomycetes, Agaricales, Hemipholiotaceae. The record is from the annotation of a GenBank genome assembly.